UGGGCAUGCCGGCUUCCUCCGCAGAAGCAAAAACCUGCACGGAGGCCAUAGGUAAGGAGCUAAAACAAACACGGCAUUACUUUGUCAAAUCAUGUCGGAGUUCGUUAAUUUUUAUUUCAUUCGACUCAGUUCGACGAGCUCUUUCGAAUGAGAUAACAUUUGUUUAUUCGAAUUUUUUAUCCAUAAUUUGCCCCUGCAUUUCUUUUAUUUUUAUAGACCUUUGUCUCGGUUCGAUCAAAUCAGAUUUAGUUGAUCUUAGUGUCAUUCGACUCAGCAUGAGCAGCUUUUCGAAUGAGCUAACAAUCAAAAAAUCGAAUUUUUUACCCCAAAAUUGAGCUUACUCUACCCUAUGUUUUUCGAUCUACUGGACCUAUUUCUCGGUCAACGGGGAUUUCCUGUAAAA
Messenger RNA from Meloidogyne enterolobii, 403 nucleotides. Lineage: Eukaryota; Metazoa; Nematoda; Chromadorea; Rhabditida; Meloidogynidae. The record is from the annotation of a GenBank genome assembly.